UUGCGCAUCUUUGACAGUCCCUCGGUUUUGUACCGUGUUACGUCCGUUUCCGCUGAAUCAGUUCUAAGUAAGACGCGACCAUGAGACCACUGAGCUGAGCACGUACUGUAUGAUAUAGAUUCAUCUGGAGCAGUGACCGGGGCAAAAAAAAAAAAAACCCGUAAAGCUGAGUCAUAAAUUAUAUUAACUUCAUUUUUGAGUUUUCCUGAAUAACACUGUGUUUUGUAGCCGAGAUUAAGUGCGCGUCUGUUCAUACUGUAUGAUAGCAGCCACGCUCUUAACACUUGGCUGAAGCAGGGCUUUUGUGUUAAUCAUUGGGUGUACUGUUAUCGGGUGUGCAUCGCUCUGAAACACCUUCGGACUCAAUCGGAAAUUGCUGUGCGAAACGAUAGUUUUCUUUCACUGCCUUCUUUCCACGGUACUGGCGGUCAGAUUGAGAAAAAACAGAUCUACUGUAUAUCGGGAGCCCAGCUGUCAGUUAGGAAACAAAACAGGUGGCCACUGCAGACGCACACGCGUCAGGGCGAAAAGACCAACAGCUUGUUUCUUUUUUCGCUAAUCUUCUGCUGACGGUAGCCUGUUUAACCCGAAGUGCAGAACAGCAGUAAGCUCUCACUUGGCCAGCCCGCACAGCAUUUGUUUGUGAAUAGUUUCUCGGUGCGCACUCUGCUGUCACCCUUCUGCUGUCUCCGGAGGAGCUGAAGUUCACAUCUGCGGAGGUAUGAGAUGAGAUGGUUUUGCGCUGUGCGUCUGCUUGGAUUCCGAAACACCGGGACCUCUGGAAACUGUCGCCAACGUUAAUUGUUCCCGGGAUGUUAUAGAUCUUUCCAGCGGGCAUGUUACCUGAAAUAAACAAUAAGCCAUCUCGACCAGAUGCCAUUGUGCAUAGGUUACAACAGGCUGACACCAACCGACUGGUUACCAACAAAGCCUACCAACAGAAGUUCAGUUCCAAUGUGGGCACCCUGCCCCAGCUGGAGGUCCCCAUCAAGCAAAUGGUGGUGACAAACGCCAAGCCCCAUCACCAGCACGAAAGCAUUCUCCCACACAUUGUCAACAAGGGCCUACCGAAUGGGUAUCCAGCUCACCAGGAGGAGAGACACAAGGGCUUGCAGUACCCGACAAGAUUUAGCUCCGUGGAGAGUCUCUCAGACUCCACGAGCAAGAGCCAUUCUAACAAGCAGGAGAAGGAGAGGACACUGGAAGGACAAAAGCUACCUCUCACACCAGCAGAGGCGCUAAAGCACUUCCAGGACCGUCUGACAGAGUAUGAACAGGAGGAGAUAAUGGACUAUUCGGAGCUGUGGUACCUGGGACUGGACUCCAAGAAGAUCGAAGGGAGCCAUGGAACGCAGCAGAACUAUGGCUAUGACGACGAGCAGGGCAGCUACAUCAAGGUUCUCCAUGACCACAUUGCUUAUCGCUUUGAGGUGCUUGAGGUAAUCGGAAAAGGCUCGUUUGGACAGGUCCUAAAGUGCCUGGAUCACAAAACAAAGGAGCUAGUGGCUGUCAAAAUAAUUCGCAACAAAAAGAGAUUUCAUCAUCAAGCCUUGGUAGAGUUGAAAAUCCUAGAUGCUCUGAGAAGGAAAGACAAAGAGAACAGCCACAAUGUCAUCCACAUGAAGGAAUACUUCUACUUCCGCAAUCACCUCUGCAUCUCCUUUGAGCUUUUAGGGUUGAAUUUGUAUGAGCUCAUUAAGAAAAACAGCUUUCAAGGAUUCAGCUUGGCUCUGAUUCGACGCUUUGCCUAUGCAUUACUGAAAUGCUUGCAAAUGCUCCAUCGAGAGAAGAUCAUCCACUGUGAUCUGAAACCCGAGAAUAUUCUGUUGUCCCAGAAAGGACAAGGGAAUAUAAAAGUGGUUGACUUUGGAUCAAGCUGCUAUGAACAGCAAAGAGUGUACACGUACAUACAGAGUAGGUUCUACCGGUCUCCAGAGGUAAUCCUGGGACACCCCUACAGCAUGGCCAUUGACAUGUGGAGUCUGGGCUGCAUCCUCGCAGAGCUGUACACUGGGUACCCCCUGUUCCCUGGGGAGAAUGAGGUGGAGCAGAUUGCCUGCAUCAUGGAGGUACUUGGACUGCCUCCUAAUGAGUUUCUUCAAACAGCAUCAAGACGCCGAUUAUUUUUUGACUCAAAGGGGAACCCCAGAAACAUUACAAAUAGCAAAGGGCGAAAAAGACGACCUAACUCCAAAGAUCUUGCCAGUGUGUUGAAAACCAACGACCCCCUUUUCCUGGACUUCCUGAGACGAUGCCUCACGUGGGACCCUCAAAAGCGUAUGACGCCAGACGAGGCCAUGCAGCACGAAUGGAUCCAGGAAGGGCGUUCACACAAGGGGCGCCCCAAAACGCGUCCAGUGAGAAGAACCGCUGAGACCGCCCCCAUCACAGACAACAAUAAGGAGCACAGCUACCGCAAGAUGCCAAGCAACAGGACAGCCGAAAAAGGGGUUCCCGAUGACGCCGACAAAGCCAGGAGGCAGAACUCCGGAAAAGCAGAAAAGAUGCCUGAGGCGGAGCGCCUCAGGCCCCUAGGGGCCUCCGCGGAGGAGGAGGUCACCGAGAGUGAACCCCGAGACGCUGGGAGGAUGAAGUCAGCGGGGGAGCGCCCCGUCCAGCUCAUUAUGAAACCCCAGCCUGCAGGCCAGAGCGCAGAGGAAGAGCCACGAGGGCCAGCACAGACUCUGCCCCCUACUGCAUAACAGCCAGUACGAGGGCACCAGGAGCUCUCGUUUCUCUGGUCCUUACACAUCAGUUUGGCUCAGGGAUUUGCAGUAGUUGUCAACAUGGUUCAUUUUAUUAGUUUUAGAAUCGGAAAUGGUCAAUAACCUCCAAUGUUCUGCCUGAAGAGACCAGAAUUUGGUCUGGAUUUUAGCCUGGAUGCCAAAGCAUCCCCAAUGUGCAAUACCUAUUGUGUUUGUUUGACUUCAAGGGUGUUUUUUCAUAGCAAAAUCACCCAAGAACUUCAAAGACAAUGGGGUUUUUCAUGUUUAAGAGAUUGCAAAAUAGGACUCCUGAAGGCUGAGCCAAACAAAAAGUUAGAUUUUAAGCCUUAGUUAUCAUCACUUGUAUUUUAAUGAACACGCCAUUGGAUGAAUUUGUUUCUUUUGUGACAUCAGUCAGGAGUGUUUUUUUUUCUCAAAACAGUGAUAUUUUCCUGGUUAAGAAUAUUAAGUCGGGAUUUCAGUGACAGUUUUCUUAAACAGGUCUUAACAAAUUGUGUGUGACACAGUGUAGGUAAUUUCUUUAAUAAAGACUUUAUUUUAUAGCCUUUA
Molecule: messenger RNA, 3275 nt
Organism: Lepisosteus oculatus (spotted gar)
Lineage: Eukaryota; Metazoa; Chordata; Actinopteri; Semionotiformes; Lepisosteidae
Gene: dyrk4
Product: dual-specificity tyrosine-(Y)-phosphorylation regulated kinase 4
Biological process (GO): peptidyl-threonine phosphorylation; peptidyl-serine phosphorylation
Cellular component (GO): cytoplasm; cytoskeleton; nucleus
Molecular function (GO): ATP binding; protein serine/threonine/tyrosine kinase activity; protein serine/threonine kinase activity
Source: RefSeq, a predicted model, not a curated record